Molecule: messenger RNA, 1325 nt
Organism: Herpailurus yagouaroundi (jaguarundi)
Lineage: Eukaryota; Metazoa; Chordata; Mammalia; Carnivora; Felidae
Product: sodium/potassium-transporting ATPase subunit alpha-2-like
Exons: 8
Coding region: 16-1008 (330 amino acids)
Biological process (GO): intracellular sodium ion homeostasis; sodium ion export across plasma membrane; proton transmembrane transport
Cellular component (GO): cell projection; sodium:potassium-exchanging ATPase complex; plasma membrane
Molecular function (GO): ATP hydrolysis activity; ATP binding; P-type sodium:potassium-exchanging transporter activity
Source: RefSeq, a predicted model, not a curated record
UUGGGACGGGUCCCGAUGGGUCACAGUGGUGUGAGUUCAGUCCCUCUGUGCUUCGCCCAGGGGGCCAUCGUGGCGGUGACGGGGGACGGCGUGAACGACUCCCCCGCGCUGAAGAAGGCUGACAUCGGCAUCGCCAUGGGCAUCUCGGGCUCCGAUGUGUCGAAGCAGGCCGCCGACAUGAUCCUGCUGGACGACAACUUCGCCUCCAUCGUCACGGGCGUGGAGGAGGGCCGCCUCAUCUUUGACAACCUGAAGAAAUCCAUCGCGUACACCCUGACCAGCAACAUCCCCGAGAUCACCCCCUUCCUGCUCUUCAUCAUCGCCAACAUCCCCCUGCCUCUGGGCACCGUGACCAUCCUCUGCAUCGACCUGGGCACAGACAUGGUCCCGGCCAUCUCCCUGGCCUACGAGGCGGCUGAGAGUGACAUCAUGAAGCGGCAGCCCAGGAACCCUCAGACGGACAAGCUGGUGAAUGAGAGGCUCAUCAGCAUGGCCUAUGGACAGAUCGGGAUGAUCCAGGCACUGGGUGGCUUCUUCACCUACUUCGUCAUCCUGGCGGAGAAUGGUUUCCUGCCAUCACGGCUGCUGGGAAUCCGCCUGGACUGGGACGACCGGUCCAUGAACGACCUAGAGGACAGCUACGGACAGGAGUGGACCUACGAGCAGCGGAAGGUGGUGGAGUUCACCUGCCACACGGCCUUCUUUGCCAGCAUCGUGGUCGUGCAGUGGGCCGACCUCAUCAUCUGCAAGACCCGCCGUAACUCGGUCUUCCAGCAGGGCAUGAAGAACAAGAUUCUGAUUUUUGGGCUCCUGGAGGAGACAGCGCUGGCGGCCUUCCUGUCCUACUGCCCGGGCAUGGGUGUGGCCCUCCGCAUGUACCCACUCAAGGUCACUUGGUGGUUCUGUGCCUUCCCGUACAGCCUCCUCAUAUUCAUCUACGAUGAGGUCCGAAAGCUCAUCCUGCGGCGGUAUCCCGGCGGCUGGGUGGAGAAGGAGACGUACUACUGAGCCGUCUGAAGAAGGACCAGGGUCAAGGGCGCCUGGAGGGGGCUGGGGGUGGUGGUGCAAAAAGACUGGGGGGUGUCGGGGGAGGGUCCGGGAGGGAGAAUGGGGCCGCUCAGCAGGCUAAGUUCGGGGGGAAUGGGUAACUAAGCUCGGGGCGAUUGCCUUGCAGACCUAACGACAAACAACCGGGUUAGACCCCACACGUCAGGGUCCUUCCCAGAUCCCAAUCGACACGCUCCGCUCCGUGGUCCACUUUUUCCGAGAAAUUAACGGCUACCCCAGCCCUCCCUGUUCCGUCCCUGCACACCCACCUGCCAUUA